ACUGACGGCUGAUGUUGGAAAUUGCGAACGAGUUACUAGGGGUUGUCCACGAGCAUGAGCUCAAUAUACUGCGCAACCAGAAGCAGACCCUGCAAUUUUCAGAAAUCUCCAGAUGGAUUGAUGACUUGCGGCAGAACAUCCUCGACAUAGAGGUGAACCUUUUCGCUGAUGAGAACGACAACGGCGACACCGGUUCGGUCAAUGUCAGUCAAAGGCUAGAUGAGAACGCCAAAUUGUGCUUCAAAAUUUCCAAUGCCGUCAAACGACUGCAGGAGGAUCUGGACAAACCUAAGCAGCAGAACGAUGACACGGAAAAGGAAGAUGGCUUAGCGAAUCUCGUGCGAAGCACGCAGUUCGGUAGCAUUAAGACUGCCUACAUUGAUGCGUACUGGAAGUACAAUGCGGUGGUACGUCGCUACAAGGAUAAAAUCAAUGAUAAGAGGUUGGUCGUGUCACCGUCCGAGGACCUUACCACUCUACCGCCGCCAAGUGGCAACGAUGACGACGGCAACACCACGGAUCCAAUGCUGACUGAUCAAACAUUCGCCACAGUCGACGAGACCCGUGGCACUCUGGACGCCGUUGUGGAUCGGCACCAGGAGCUGGUAUCGAUGGAACAAUCCUUGCUCGAAAUGCGGGACCUGUUCGUCAUGUUCUCAACCCUGGGGACGGACAACGGUAAAAUGCUGAAUUUGGCCGAGGGUCAUGUUCAGGUGGCCUUGGAACAUGUGGUCACAGCGGCAAAGGAUGUCAAGGAGGGUCGAAAGUACUACACCCGGAUAUUUUUGGUGGUGCUGGUGAAAUUGAUUUUGAUUGCGGUUUUUAUAGCAGUGCAACUAAAUCUUUGA
Molecule: messenger RNA, 848 nt
Organism: Ochlerotatus camptorhynchus
Lineage: Eukaryota; Metazoa; Arthropoda; Insecta; Diptera; Culicidae
Product: syntaxin-1B-like
Exons: 3
Coding region: 12-848 (278 amino acids)
Biological process (GO): exocytosis; intracellular protein transport; vesicle fusion
Cellular component (GO): plasma membrane; SNARE complex; endomembrane system
Molecular function (GO): SNARE binding; SNAP receptor activity
Source: RefSeq, a predicted model, not a curated record